Messenger RNA from Trypanosoma conorhini, 1134 nucleotides. RefSeq names its product mucin-like glycoprotein. Lineage: Eukaryota; Euglenozoa; Kinetoplastea; Trypanosomatida; Trypanosomatidae. The transcript has a single exon. The record is from RefSeq and is a predicted model, not a curated record. The annotation marks the transcript as partial.
AUGAAUUUCUUUUCGUGCGGCCGCGGGGCGCUGCUGCGUGAACCUCGUGGGCUGCCGCCUUUUUCUUCCUUCCCUCUCCCUGCUCUCACCCUCUGCGCCGAGCCCCACCGCGCUCCUCAUUUCUCUCUCUGUUUCUUCUUCCCCGCUGCCCCGCAGCCCACUGGCUCCGCUGCGACGCUACUGCCACCACCGCCACCACCGCUGCUUUUACGGAUGGCGACGACGCUGACGGUGCGGCGCCGUGCGGUGUGCGCCCUGGCGCUCCUCGCGCUGCUCUGCGGCUGCUGCUGCGCUUCGUUUGCCUGCGGGGCGAGUGCUGAAGGGCCUGCGGCCAACGUGAAAGUGUCGGUGGAUGUGUCGUGCCCGAACACUAACGACAACAAGUUGCGUUGGCGCAUUGCCGGCAAAGGGGAUUCUGCCUGGAGGACGUGCCCCACCACACCGGAGGGUUUUGGGGGCAGUGAAACCGCCGCUGCUGGCAGCAAUUCCCUCUGCAUCUUUGCUGGUUCGGCGUACCUGGAGAAGUUCCCGGCGGGGAACUGCCCUGCACCCCAGGCAGCAGGGGACACAGACGCUGCUUUGUUCACGAUGAACUGUACGGCGGCCGCAAACAGUGCGCUGUACAAUCUGACGAAGGGCGUAAGCGACACCCUCACCAUCAGUGAAACGGAGGAUCCACUUGGCGCGUCCGGCGAUUGUGAGUUUCUGACCUCCAGUCAACCCACGACGCAAGCGCAGUCUGAACCCCAACCUACAGAACAACAGCAGCCAGCAGGCCCACCACAACAAAAACCGGCAAAUGCAGCAACAGCGUCACCUUCGGCGCAAAUGCAUGAAGGAGACCGUACGAAGAGUGGGGGCUCCACUGCUACUGUUGGGGGGCAGCCAGGCAGUGCGGUGGGUUCCACCGGAAGUCAGGAGCAAUCGGCGGAAGCCCCUCAAAAAACACCAACGCCGUCGGUUGGCACUGCGGUUUCGUCAGCACAGACAACAAACGGGGCAGCAGAUGCACCCGAAGGUACACAAACACCUUCAAACCCCCAAGGCCGAUCUGCCACGCCCAACGCCACCACUCCCGCCAGCGACAAUGAUGGAGCCGCCACCACGACGGCGACCACCCGCAGUUCGAGUGAU